AUGUGGAGUCUACGCAAUCAAGUUGAAAGGUUUUCCCUGGAUAAAGAAAACAUCUAUCUAUCUAUCUACGACUUCAUUGUCUCGGCCUGGUGCAGGUGUCUAAAUUCAGCUGAUGUUCUCCACAAGAAGGAAGUGCGCAACCUCUAUGUCGACAGCCUUGGUCGCCCGGAUAUUGUGACCUUUGACUCAGGUAGCUUGACCAAUGCUGAGAUAGAUGUCUCGCUAGCUCAUCCCUACAACAAGGAGGUGGUUAGCUCUAGUGCUAAAGUGACUGGCCAUGCCUCCCUUGUUCGAGAACAACACAAGAAAGAGAAGUACAAGCAAUUUCACCAUCCAGGAGGACAGCGUCCAGAUGUCAUCCCCUUGGUACAUGAACAUUUUGGGAGAUGGGGCAAGGAAGCCAUUAACUUCCUCAAGUCCCUAGGGGAUCGCUCCAAGGAUGAAUAUGGUCAAUACAACAAAAAGGAUUUUAUGUCAGUGUCUAGACGCCGGAUUAGCGUUGCACUUCAGAAAGGCAAUGCUAAAGUUAUUCUAAGGAAGCUGGAAAGACUAAUUUAUGCUUUUUCUUCGCUUGACCUUGCUUUCACAGACGUUCAGUCUUACGUUCAUUAGAAUAGACAGCAGUUUUCAUUAGUCUUUUGUGCUAGAGAAAGAAAUUAUUCAAUAAAAUCUAUCUAUCUAUCUAUC
Messenger RNA from Corticium candelabrum, 687 nucleotides. RefSeq lists its product as uncharacterized. The record is from RefSeq and is a predicted model, not a curated record. NCBI's taxonomy places the organism in Eukaryota, Metazoa, Porifera, Homoscleromorpha, Homosclerophorida, Plakinidae. Bases 1 to 612 code for a protein of 203 amino acids. The transcript is spliced from 2 exons.